AUUUCAAUAUGCCCAAAAUAGAAGAAAUUGAGAAACGUUUAGAAAAGAGAUGUCAGAGUGUUGGUAAAGGGACUAGGCCAAGAAGGUUCUUACUAGGGCUUUCUCAUAAUGAACGAGACGGCCUUGGAAGGUUACUGAUCAAUGGAAUACCCAAGGAAAGGAAACUUGCUAAGCCUCCAAGGCCAAAGCUAGACAAAAUUUCAAAUAAAUAUUUUGUUCAAGGAGAUUCUGUGAAAUAUAGCAUUGACAUGCAGAAGUAUGUGAAACCAUUUAACAGAAUCAGCAAGUCAAUUGGAAGAUAUAAAACAGAUUGAACCCCUUGAAGCAGAGACCUGAGUGAGGUUGGCUCAGUCUCAGAUUUCUCAAUAAAAGACAUUAAAUUCCGAGGAUUUUCUUAUAACAGAAGGACCCCAACCGCUAAUCAGAGGGAUGAAAUGAGGCUUAGCAAAUAAAUUAGACUACAAAAUCCCUUUAGUGAGCAAAGACGUUCGAGUGAAGCAGUUUGAGACACUUGAGGACAAAUAUACUAAAAGCAGGUCUGUCGAUUAAUAUUUAGGCCAUUCAUUG
Messenger RNA from Moneuplotes crassus, 567 nucleotides. The record is from the annotation of a GenBank genome assembly. Lineage: Eukaryota; Ciliophora; Spirotrichea; Euplotida; Euplotidae.